UUCCGUGCCGGAGAGCCGGGCAGCCCCAGGAGCCCAGCGCGGAGCAAACUUUAUUUGGGAAACGGCAGCUGCUUCUUCUUUAUGGUCCUGACCCCAGAGGGAGAAAUACCAGGAGGACACUCCCUGCCCUGCCCUGCCCCCGACACACACCCACUCACCUCAUGUGUGGGGUCCGCGUGGGCCAGGGUGAAGGACCCACCCAGGCAAGAUGAUAGAUGUCUUUGGGGCGGCUGCUGGUGUCCUCCCCCAGGUCCUGGGUCCCAGCCCGUGGGAGCGUAGCCCCCGACUGAGCCCUGUCAGACUGCUGCAGCGGAGGUGAAGACGGUCGGAGCAAGAAGAGGCACCCGUUGGGAGACCGAUGCUACUUGUCUUCAAGCCUGUAGACGUGUCAGAGUUUUAGGAGAGGAGGGCAUCUGUUUGGUGACCUUUAUUGGCAAGAAUCUAGGCUGUGGUUCUGCCCCGGCACCUAUGCCCCCACCUCUGGUCGCGCCAUGAGCCAGUUUCAGGUGCCCCUGGCCGUCCAGCCAGAGCUACCUGGCCUUUAUGACUUCCCUCAGGGCCAAGUAAUGGUGGGGGGCUUCCAGGGACCUGGCCUGCCGAUGACCGCUAGUGAGCCCCAACUCCGAGGCGGUGGAGAUGGGCGAAAGAAACGGAAGCGGUGUGGGACUUGUGAGCCCUGCCGGAGGCCGGAGAACUGCGGGGCCUGCACCAGCUGUACCAACCGCCGCACGCACCAGAUAUGCAAGCUGCGCAAGUGUGAGGUGCUGAAGAAGAAAGCAGGCCUUCUGAAGGAGGUGGAAAUAAAGGCUGGUGAAGGAGCCAGGCAGUGGGGACAAAGGCCGACUGUCAAGGUUCCUUGUGUAUGUGUGUGA
This is a messenger RNA of Echinops telfairi (small Madagascar hedgehog), 872 nucleotides long. Its product is annotated as methylcytosine dioxygenase TET3-like. Gene Ontology annotation, cellular component: nucleus. Lineage: Eukaryota; Metazoa; Chordata; Mammalia; Afrosoricida; Tenrecidae. The record is from RefSeq and is a predicted model, not a curated record. Bases 492 to 872 code for a protein of 126 amino acids. The transcript has 3 exons. Gene Ontology annotation, molecular function: zinc ion binding; methyl-CpG binding.